Messenger RNA from Punctularia strigosozonata HHB-11173 SS5, 1065 nucleotides. Its product is annotated as alpha/beta-hydrolase. The transcript is spliced from 6 exons. The record is from RefSeq and is a predicted model, not a curated record. NCBI's taxonomy places the organism in Eukaryota, Fungi, Basidiomycota, Agaricomycetes, Corticiales, Punctulariaceae. Bases 1 to 1065 code for a protein of 354 amino acids.
AUGGCUACAUCGCCGCCAGAGCUACGCAGCAUAUUCGAUCCUACGACAUGUGUCCGAAAGGGGCUCUGCCCUGUCACGAAGAUACGGAGCAAGAAAGGCGAAGACCAGUCACCUUUCGAAAGCCAUUCGCUAUAUUUUGAGCAACAUGGUAACGGGGACACGAAGAUUCUGGCCAUCAUGGGGUUAAACAGCAGCUCGUUUGCGUGGACGCCGCAGGUGGACUACUUCAGCAAGCAGGCUGGGUACUCUGUCCUCGUCUUCGAUAACCGGGGAGUCGGAAACAGCGGAACACCUCGUGGACCAUAUACGACGAGUGACAUGGCUGAGGAUAUCAUUGUGUUGUUGGAGUACGUCGGGUGGACGGCUCCCAGAGAUCUCCAUGUAGUUGGCAUAUCUCUUGGAGGCAUGAUUGCACAAGGUAUCUAUCAAACAUGGUUGUUCGCGAACCAUACUGACCACCGCGGCCCAGAGCUCGCUUACCGAAUACCACAAAAUAUCCUCUCGCUGACCCUGGCCGUCACGACCCCUGGUGGGCACCCAUGGUCGAAUUUACCCUCAGACGCUGAUGAAAUGAAGUGGAAAGGACUGUCGUCGCUCGCACGAUUGACGUUCAUGACCGACCCGGAAGAGAAAAUCCCUAUUAUCCUCGAAAUGGUGUUCCCCGUGUCCUGGUUAGAUAGUCCUGCGGAAGAGGAUCCGGAAGGGCGCACUAACAGAGCCGUACAGACGGAGAUCUACCGGCACCGCAUAGCCAUAACGCGUCCGCAACAAUUCAUGGGCCACAUUUCGCAAAUGUUUGCGGCGCUCUCUCAUUAUGUGUCGCCGUCCAGGUUGGCCAAGAUAUCCAAGGAAAUCCCAAAGGUCGUCAUUGUAACUGGUGAUGUGGACUACCUGGUCGAUCCCCGCAACAGCGACAAAUUGAAGAGCGCCAUGCCUGAGGCGGAGUUCGUCAAGUGGGAGAACACGGGACAUGCAAUUCAUGCCCAGAAGCAGAAGGAGUUCAACGCGUUGCUGGAGAGGACGUUCAGAGAAGGCAAGCAGAACGCUGCAAAAAGGGCGGAAUAG